This is a messenger RNA of Frieseomelitta varia, 969 nucleotides long. RefSeq names its product transcription factor VBP-like (gene gt). The transcript has a single exon. Lineage: Eukaryota; Metazoa; Arthropoda; Insecta; Hymenoptera; Apidae. Gene Ontology annotation, molecular function: RNA polymerase II cis-regulatory region sequence-specific DNA binding; DNA-binding transcription factor activity, RNA polymerase II-specific. Gene Ontology annotation, cellular component: nucleus. The coding region runs from base 19 to 921 and encodes 300 amino acids. The record is from RefSeq and is a predicted model, not a curated record. Gene Ontology annotation, biological process: regulation of transcription by RNA polymerase II.
UUAUAUUUUUCAAUGUAGAUGGAGAAAGAUUGCGGUUCCAGAAUGAAUUUAUUACCCGAAUGUUUUGAGGAUAACAAUCAAGUUAAUGCGAGUUCCAGUACGUGUACUGAUUUAAUUCUGGAUCUAUCUGUUAAGACGGCAACAAACUCGAACAGAAUAUCAGAAUCAUUUACGACGGUAGCAACACACAGUCGUGAUAAUCGAUUUUCCGAAUUCAGAAAUAAAAAUCCUUUUGAAGUUCGAAACUCCAUGGUAACACCACCUUCUGACUCUGAUUCUCCGAAGAAGACGAAAUCCGAGUUAAUUCAAAAUUAUCUAAACGCGUCAGCAAAUAUCACAGGACGAAAUGGAGGUUUACCUAUUUUGCCACUGAAUAUUCCUGUUCCAAUUGUUCCCAUACUGCCGGCACUGUUGAAUGCAAAUGAUGGUAGAAUGAUCAACGGUACUACUACAUCGAUCACAAAUUGUAAUGAAAUUACACUACCUAAUUUAUCCGCAGAUGUCAAUAAAAAGCCACCAAGGCCUUUUAAAGCUUAUCCAAAAGAUCCAUUAUCGCUCACUGUGGGAGCAUCUGAAUUGGUGUAUGAUCAAAAUUCCAAUGAAGCCUAUUCAGAAUUUCGGAAACGAAUGCUGGAAUCAGUGCAAAAAACAUACGAAGGAACGAAUACGAAAAUGCGGAGAACCACAAAAAGUCCUGUACUACCAACGAGUACUGUUGACGAAAAGGAUGCGGCGUACUUGGAAAAAAGAAGAAAAAAUAACGAAGCCGCGAAACGUUCCAGGGAUGCACGAAGAGCCAAAGAAGACGAAAUUGCUAUCAGAGCAGCUUUCCUGGAACAAGAAAAUAUUAGAUUAAAGUACGAAGUUCUAGCACUUCGAAGGGAAACAGCGAAACUAAAACGUAUGCUUUACACACACUAAUACACUAUAGCAGUGUCUGUACAUUCUGUAUAAAUUGAAAAAAAAAUU